Molecule: messenger RNA, 6617 nt
Organism: Oncorhynchus kisutch (coho salmon)
Lineage: Eukaryota; Metazoa; Chordata; Actinopteri; Salmoniformes; Salmonidae
Product: histone lysine demethylase PHF8-like
Exons: 21
Coding region: 591-3665 (1024 amino acids)
Source: RefSeq, a predicted model, not a curated record
UGUUCCUUCAACUACAGACAGUUUAUGCGAGUGCUUUGAAAUGGCGUUGCUCCAUCACAAAUGUCUGUAUUUCUGAGUUGUUUAUAGUAACAGUGCUCAUGUAGUGGUCUUUUAAUCUUUUCAAACCCUGCAAUACACAUUUUGUGACUUAACCGACACACCCGGGUAUCAUUUGUGGGGGGAAAAGACAAUGCAGUAAGGGCUGUUUUUGAAUACUUUGCGCUGCAUAAUAAGGCCUCAUCGAUCCUCAGCCUUUCGUAAGGAUUUCAACCGAUUUCGAAUGCUUGGCCGGUGGCCCCUCUGCAGCAAUCGGACAGUUUAAAUCCCGGUGCCUAAUCAUGGCGAAUACAAUGCACCAUGUGUGACAGAAAGCAGUGGGCUAGGCACCUAUUCCAAGUGAAGUGACACAACACAGUUAACCUGUUACUGGCACUGCCCUGUGCUGCUUCAGUACAAACGCCAUUUGAACUAUAUAUAUUUUUUCAGCGCUCAAUGCAACCAUAAACUAAUUCUAAUUGCAAACUAGUGUCGUGCUUCCAUAUUCACAGAGUAGAUUUAAGCCUAACUGUCAGUCAGUUUACACUCCCAGUAUGGCGUCUGUUCCAGUGUAUUGCCUGUGUCGCCUGCCCUACGAUGUCACACGCUUUAUGAUCGAGUGUGACAUAUGUCAAGACUGGUUCCAUGGAAGUUGUGUUGGAGUGGAGGAAGACAAAGCAGCAGAGAUUGACCUGUACCACUGUCCCAACUGUCAGGUCACCCAUGGGCCCUCUGUCAGUUCCGCAGUGAGGAAGCGGCGUGGAGGUACCAAGCAGGCUGAUGCUGGUGGAAGAGACACUUCUGGUCGACCGGUAAAGACAGGCAGCCCGCAGUUUGUCAGGGAGCUACGAAGCCGCACCUUCCCAAGUGCUGAUGAGGUAUUGUUAAAGCCGUCGGGGGCCCAGCUGACAGUGGAGUUCCUGGAGGAGCGCUCAUUCAGUGUUCCUGUCAUGGUCCUCAGAAGGGACGGCCUGGGCAUGAACCUGCCCCCGGGGAACUUCGGAGUCAACGACGUAGAGCACUACAUCGGUCCGGACAGGGAGAUUGAUGUGAUUGACGUGUCUCGCCAAGCUGACCUGAAGAUGCGCCUAGGAGACUUUGUGGAGUACUACAACAGCCCCAACAGAGACAGAGUCCUCAACGUCAUCAGCCUAGAGUUCUCUGAGACCAGGCUGUCAAAUUUGGUGGAGACUCCGAAGAUAGUGAGGAAGCUGUCGUGGGUGGAGAACCUGUGGCCUGAGGAGUCAGUGUUUGAGCGGCCCAACGUCCAGAAAUACUGCCUCAUGGGGGUCAAGGACAGCUACACAGACUUCCACAUCGACUUCGGAGGUACCUCUGUCUGGUACCAUGUACUACGGGGUGAGAAGAUCUUCUACCUGAUCUCCCCCACGCCAGCAAACCUUGCCUUGUUUGAGCGCUGGAGCUCCUCGUCCAAUCAGAACGAGAUGUUCUUCGGGGACCAGGUGGACAUGUGCUACAAGUGCUCUGUCAAACAGGGGAACACGCUCUUCAUCCCAACAGGAUGGAUCCAUGCUGUACUGACUCCUGUGGACUGUGUGGCUUUCGGAGGGAAUUUCCUACACAGUCUCAACAUUGACAUGCAGCUCCGAGCGUAUGAAAUAGAGAAGAGGUUGAGUACAGCCGACCUGUUCAGUUUCCCAAACUUUGAGACUGUGUGCUGGUAUGUUGGCAAGCACCUGCUUGACACAUUCAGAGGUCUGAGAGAGAACCGCAGACACCCUGCUACCUACCUGGUCCACGGUGCCAAGGCCCUCAACAACGCUUUCCGCACCUGGACACGCAAAGAGUCGCUGACUGACCACGAGGUGGAGAUUCCAGAGACCAUUAAGACCCAGCAACUGGUCAAGGACCUGGCCAAGGAGAUACGACUGGUGGAGGACAUCUUCCAGCAAGGCCGCCCUGCGGCUCCUUUCACCUCUACACAGGGCUUCCCCUCGCCCCUCCCCAAAGCCUCCCCUCUAGCCAUCUCCCAGAGCCCUGGCCGCCCCCCGGGGAAGAAGAGAGGCCCCAAACCCAAGGAUGUGUCCCCCAGUCCCAAAAAGAAGGGCCAAAAGGGCUUAAUGAAAGAGGCAGGAGAGCUGGAUCUCCUGGAGAUCCACACCAAACACACACUGAAGAAAUGCCAAUCUGGUAACAAGAAAAACAAGAACAAGUUUGAGCUACCCUUGGAGGAGUUCCAGGGGAAAAUGAGCAAGAGCAAACUGAAGCUGGUGUUGACCAACGGCAAAAUACAGGGCAAGAAGGGUGGUCGUUCGGGCGGCAGUAACAGUGCCGGCCGUGCCCCUCACUUCCAGCACCAUGCUAUGGGAGGGUCUGCACUGUCAGACUUUGAGUCAGAGGACGAGCUACAGAUUGACGAGACACCUCCUCCACGACGCAAGGCUGGGGGAUCCAGCAAGAAGAAACUUAGUGGUCUUCCUAGGAAGCUGCCGAGGGCCAAGCCAUGCUCUGACCCCCAUCGCAUCAGAGAACCAGGAGAGGUGGACUUUGACAUUGAGGAGGACUACACCACAGAUGAGGAGGAGACCAUGACUGUCCAUGGCGUGAAGGGUGGAGCAGGAGGAAUCCUGGACCUGCUGAAAGCCAGCAAACAGGUGGCAGGGCUGGACUCUGCACUCAGUGAGGAAGCCCCAGCCUCUCCCAGCACGCGAGAUGCCAUCCAGGGCAUGCUCUCCAUGGCCAACCCUCCAUCCUCUUCCUCCUCCUCCUCUUCCUCCUCUUCCUCCCCUCGGUCUGUCUCUGGAGGGCUUUCUGAGGGCCUGGGCAUGGUCAAAGAGAAAGGAGGGCGGGCCGUGUGGGUGACAGGAGCCAAUAAGAGCAGAGGGGGAGGAGCCUCCAAAGAGAAGACAACGUUCCAACGCCCUGGGAAGCGGCCUGUCAAGCGGCCGGCCCGUCACCUUAGCGACGAGGACAGCCCAGACGAGCAGGAAACUCUGGGCACCUGUUUUAAAGACGCCGAGUAUGUCUAUCCGUCCUUAGAGUCUGAUGAGGAGGACCACGCCAACAAGGCCAAGAUGAAGAGGAAGAAAAACUGGGACGACACUCCUUGGAGCCCCAAAGCCCGGGUAACCCCCACCCUGCCAAAACAGGAGCGCCCAGUGAGGGAGGGGGCCAGAGUGGCGUCUGUAGAGACUGGCCUUGCUGCAGCUGCUGCCAAACUGGCACAACAGGAGAUCCAGAAACCCACCAAGAGGAAGUACACCAAAAAGCCCCGCCCCGUUGCCCCACCACAGCCACCUCCUCGGGCCGAGCCGUCCCCUCCCUCCCCCCCUCUAGCCCCGGAGCCUCCCACCCCUGACUUAAGCCCUGAGCAGAGGGUGGAGUGCUACUCUGCCAGCCUACUGGACCAUGAGUACACGGCAGGCCCUGGGGGCCCCAGAGGGAGUGCGGCUAUGGCUCCUGGGGUGUUCCUCACCUCCAGACGACCCUCCCUCUCCCCCCAGAACAGCAGCACUUACUCCCCCUCUACAGCCUCCCCCGCUGGGCUAGCUAGCCCCGGCAGCGCUGGAGCUGGUGGAGGGAAACGUCCAAAGAAAGGACUUGCAACAGCAAAACAGAGACUAGGAAAGAUUCUGAAAAUACACCGCAAUGGGAAGCUUCUCCUGUGAGAGGUGCUUCGGGAGAUAUGGAUGGAUGGAGGACAGAUGGAUGUAAAUUAAAGAGGACCUGAAAGACAUGACUGCUUUAAGAGAAACUGUUUAUAUUUUUUAAUCUAUAAUUCAAUUUUUUUUCAUCUGGUAUCUUCACCUGCACCUGUCAUUCACUCAUGUUCUCACUCUAUACCACUUUCCAGUCCUUAAUAAUUCAGAAUUGAUUGAAUCUAUAUAGCUGUUUUGUAGCGCUGAAAUAGUCAGCAUUCUACUUUGGUACUCUGCUUUCACAUUUGGUAUUAUUUAUACUUUGAUAUGAAAAAAUAUAUAUACACACACACUACCGUUCAAAAGUUUGGAGUCACUUAGAAAUGUCCCUGUUUUUGAAAGAAAAGCAUAUAUUUUUUGUCCAUUAAAAUAACAACAAAUUAAUCAGAAAUACAGUGUAGACAUUGUUAAUGUUGUAAAUGACUAUUGUUGCUGGAAAUGGCUGAUUUAAAAAAUAUAUAUAUACAUAGCCAUUAUCAGCAACCAUGACUGCUGUGUUCCAAUGGCACAUUGUGUUAGCUAAUCCAAGUUUAAAGGCCUAAUUGAUCAUUAGAAUCAAAUCAAAUCAAAUCAAAUUUAUUUAUAUAGCCCUUCGUACAUCAGCUGAUAUCUCAAAGUGCUGUACAGAAACCCAGCCUAAAACCCCAAACAGCAAGCAAUGCAGGUGGAGAAGCACCCUUUUAGAAAACCCUUUUUGCAAUUAUGUUAGCACAGAUAAAAAAUGUUCUGAUUAAAGAUGCAAUACAACUGGCCUUCUUUAGACUAGUUGAGAUCAGUAGUUUGAGAAACUGAUGCCUCACAAGUCCUCCACUGGCAGCUUCUUUAAAUAGUACCCGCAAAACACUAGUCUCAAUGUCAACAGUGAAGAGGCGACUCCAGGAUGCUGGUCUUCUAGGCAGAGUUGAAAAGAAAAAGCCAUAUCUCAGACUGGCCAAUAAAAAGAUAAAGAUGGGCAAAAGAACAGACACUGGACAGAGGAACUCUGCCUAGAAGGCCAGCAUCCCGGAGUUUCCUCUUGAGACUAGUGUUGGCGUUGAGACUAAUGUUUUGCGGGUACUAUACUGAAGCUGCCAGUUGAGGACUUGUGAGGCAUCUGUUUCUCAAACUAGACACUCUAAUGUCCUUGUCCUCUUGCUCAGUUGUGCACCGGGGCCUCCCACUCUUUCUAUUCUGGUUAAGCCCAGUUUGUGCUGUUCUUUGAAGGGAGUAGUACAUAGCGUUGUUAGGGAUCUUCAGUUUCUUAGCAAUUUCACGCAUGGAAUAGCCUUCAUUUCUCAGAACAAGAAUAGAGUUUCAGAAGAAAGUUAUUUUUUCCUGGCCAUUUUGAGCCUGUAAUUGAACCCACAAAUGCUGAUACUCCAGAUACUCAACUAGUCUAAAGGCUAGUUUUCUUGCUUCUUGAAUCAGUUUUCAGCUGUGCUAACAUAAUUGCAAAAGGGUUUUCUAAUGAUCAAUUAGCCUUUUAAAAUGGUAAACUUGGAAUAGCUGAUAAUGGGCCUCUGUACGCCUAUGUAGAUAUUCCAUUAAAAAUCAGCCGUUUCAAGCUACAACAGUCAUUUACAACAUUAACAAUGUCUACACUGUAUUUCUGAUCAAUUUGAAGUUAUUUUAACGGACAAAAAAAUAUAUAUUCUAAGUCACCCCAAACUUUUGAACGGUAGUGUAUAUAUUGAGGAGCAUGUAAGCAUUUAGUUGGUCAUGCAUCGCUCAGAUCAAUUGAACAUGUAUCGAUCAAUUAAUUGCUAUAUGAUCUAUCUAAUCAUUUAACCCAUUAAACUUACAUGCAAGAAGCAUGUAUUCAUCAAAUUGACAAUGAAAAAUGUCUGAAAUAAUUCGUAGUUGAUGAUUUAUAGUAAAACAACCCAUGAUAUGACCCAUUCUUCAUUUGACAUGGGUCUCUCUAUGUGGGUGAGUCAAAAGGGGUGAAGGUUUUAAAUGGAUAAAUAAAAUAUAAGUUUAUUUCUAGACAAUUCAGCCAAAUUGGAUUUUUAGAAAUUAUUUAAUCCGUUUGAGAUUAACUCAUGUUGUUUUGGAUGAUUUAGCUUUUUACAUGUAUUAUGUGCUAGUAGGCUUGCCUCCCAUUCACCCCUUUACAGUUGUGUUCACAUCUCUGUUCUCACCUCACUUUCGACUAGUUUACUUUUUUAUUUCUACAAACUUAGGUUAUUACUUUUAUUCACCACCCAGGUGUUUAUUUUUCCCAUGUAGAUAGCAACCAAACCUUUUAGAAAGGGGAUCUCUUCACCAGAAUUUAUGUAGAUAUUUUCAAAGAAAUGAUCGGUGUGCUAAUGACCCCAAGAAAUAAUUAACUUGUGUUUUUGAUUGUAUUCAUUUAACUUAGCCUGGGUACCAGUCUGUGUGCCAUCAUGUCACUCCUUGUCGUAGCAUGUCACAUACUGGUACCCAAGCUACAUUUAACUCACUUCUGGAUGAAGUUCUGUGUUUUUAGAUGUGUAUAUUUUGGAAUUUAUAUAGCCACCCAGUCAAAACAGUACUGUCAUGAUAUGAAGAAUCUGGUUCCUAAUCAUUUUCAAAUCCACCAUGGUUUGUAUUCAAGUCUUUGGUAGUAUAGACUUGAGCCAGCAGUUGUAGGAUGUGUCCCAAAUGGAGCCCUAUUCUGUAGUGCACUACUUUUGAACAGGACCCAAUGCAUUCUGGUUAAAAGUAGCAUACUAUUUGGAAAUGUGGUGCCGUUUGUGACGUAGAUGUAAAAAUGAUGUGUUUUAUUUAAGGAAUGUGCUACACAUAUAGACACAGUUGUAGUGUUCUGUAAGGAUAUUGAAGUCGGGAAGCAGAGAUUUGAUAAUGAUUCUGAUAUGUACAUCGUUGUAAUUUUGUUUUUAUAUAGUUCAAAGGAGAAGUCUUUUUGUUGUUAUUGCUUAACAUACCUUGUAUAAAAUACAUGUCAUUUGGAAAAAUGUU